Catharus ustulatus (Swainson's thrush) is the source of this 5382-nucleotide messenger RNA. RefSeq names its product SLIT-ROBO Rho GTPase activating protein 2 (gene SRGAP2). Gene Ontology annotation, biological process: signal transduction; negative regulation of cell migration. NCBI's taxonomy places the organism in Eukaryota, Metazoa, Chordata, Aves, Passeriformes, Turdidae. The record is from RefSeq and is a predicted model, not a curated record. Gene Ontology annotation, molecular function: protein binding. Gene Ontology annotation, cellular component: cytoplasm. The coding region runs from base 584 to 3808 and encodes 1074 amino acids. The transcript has 23 exons.
GGGCCGGUGCGGGAGAACCGGGCAGCGGGCGCCAGCGGCCGGAGGACGCCCGGCUGCGGGAGGCGGCUCCGCAGCGCCCAGGCGAACAAACCAAAGCUGCUUCUCCUCCGCUGCUGCUCCCGUUUGGGAUUUGAUUUGCAUCAUCUCUGAGCCCAUUAAAAGAAAUAAAUAAUAAAAAAAAAAAAAGGAAAAAGGGCAAACCAAACCCACACAAAACAUGUGCGGAAGGACUUGCACUCCCUGGCUGUGCUAUUGAGGAUCAGGAAGAGCCUUUGGGGCUGCAGGAUCUCGCUAGGCUGAUGCUGCUGCUCAAGGAUUUGGUGCAGGGAGACAAAACUGCUGCCUCUUCCAUCCGCUGAUCUCAACAUCUGCAUUUUCCUGCUGCUCUGCUCCCUCUCACACCCUCUCUCCAUGGACUGAUUUUUUUAUUUUUUUCCCUUUUUGCGGGGGGGGGAGGGAAGGGCGAGCAGCAAGCCAAGGCAUCGUGCUGAGAGGAGCGAAAAUUGCCUUUAUAUAUCUCGUGUUCUGGUGGAUCUCUUUCGAGGUUAUUCAGCUUUUUUUUUUUUUUUUGGGAAAAGAAAACAUGACGUCGCCAGCAAAAUUCAAAAAGGAUAAGGAGAUCAUAGCUGAAUAUGACACUCAAGUUAAAGAGAUCCGUGCCCAGUUGGUAGAGCAGCUGAAAUGCCUUGACCAGCAGUGUGAGCUUCGGGUCCAGUUGCUGCAGGACUUGCAGGAUUUCUUCCGCAAGAAGGCAGAGAUUGAGAUGGAUUACUCCAGGAAUUUGGAGAAGUUGGCUGAGAGAUUCCUGGCUAAAACUAGGAGCACCAAAGACCAGCAAUUCAAGAAGGAUCAGAAUGUGCUGUCACCUGUGAACUGCUGGAAUCUGCUGCUGAACCAGGUGAAGAGGGAGAGCAGGGACCACACCACCCUCAGUGACAUUUAUCUCAACAACAUCAUCCCACGCUUUGUCCAGGUCAGCGAGGACUCAGGACGCCUGUUCAAGAAGAGCAAGGAGGUGGGGCUGCAGCUCCAGGAGGACUUGAUGAAGGUUUUGAAUGAGCUCUACACGGUGAUGAAAACCUACCACAUGUACAAUGCUGACAGCAUCAGCGCCCAGAGCAAGCUGAAGGAGGCAGAGAAGCAGGAGGAGAAGCAGAUUGGGAAGGCAGUGAAGCAGGAGGACAAGCAGACCCCGCGCUCCCCCGACUCCACCUCCAACGUCAGGUUCGAGGAGAAACACGUCCGGAGGAGCUCGGUGAAAAAAAUUGAGAAGAUGAAGGAGAAGCGCCAAGCAAAGUACACAGAGAACAGACUGAAGGCCAUCAAGGCAAGGAAUGAAUAUCUGCUGGCCCUGGAAGCCACCAACGCCUCGGUGUUCAAGUACUACAUCCAUGACCUGUCAGACCUCAUUGAUCAGUGCUGUGACCUGGGCUACCACGCCAGCCUGAACAGAGCCCUGAGGACGUUCCUGUCGGCCGAGCUGAACCUGGAGCAGUCCAAGCACGAGGGGCUGGACGCCAUCGAGAACGCCGUGGAGAACCUGGACGCCAACAGCGACAAGCAGAGGCUGAUGGAGAUGUACAACAACGUCUUCUGCCCCCCCAUGAAGUUUGAGUUCCAGCCACACAUGGGAGACAUGGAGUCCCAGCUCUGUGCCCAGCAGCCAGUGCAGAGUGAGCUGGUGCAGAGGUGCCAGCAGCUGCAGUCCCGCCUGUCCACGCUGAAGAUCGAAAAUGAAGAGGUGAAGAAGACCAUGGAGGCCACGCUGCAGACAAUCCAGGACAUUGUCACCAUAGAGGACUUUGAUGUCUCUGACUGCUUCCAGUACAGCAACUCCAUGGAGUCGGUGAAAUCCACGGUGUCCGAGACGUUCAUGAGCAAACCCAGCAUUGCCAAGAGAAGGGCAAACCAGCAGGAGACUGAGCAGUUCUACUUCACAAAAAUGAAGGAAUACCUGGAAGGCAGGAACCUGAUCACCAAGCUGCAGGCCAAGCACGACCUCCUGCAGAAGACCCUGGGAGAAAGUCAGAGGACGGACUGUGCCCUGGCCAGUGGCAGGCGCAGCUCCACCGUGAGGAAGCAGGAUUCCUCCCAAGCCAUUCCCCUGGUGGUGGAGAGCUGCAUCCGAUUCAUCAGCAGGCACGGUCUGCAGCAUGAAGGAAUAUUCAGAGUGUCUGGGUCACAGGUGGAGGUGAAUGACAUCAAAAAUGCAUUUGAGAGAGGGGAGGAUCCCUUGGCUGGGGACCAGAAUGACCACGACAUGGAUUCCAUAGCAGGGGUCCUCAAGCUCUAUUUCCGAGGCCUGGAGCACCCCCUGUUCCCCAAGGACAUCUUCCAUGACCUCAUUGCCUGUGUCACCAUGGACAAUCUGCAGGAGCGAGCGCUGCACGUGCGGAAGGUGCUGCUGAACCUGCCCAAGAGCACCCUGAUUGUCAUGAGAUACCUCUUUGCCUUCCUCAAUCAUUUAUCUCAGUUCAGUGAAGAGAACAUGAUGGAUCCCUACAACCUGGCCAUCUGCUUUGGGCCCACGCUGAUGUCAGUGCCCGAGGGCCAUGACCAGGUGUCCUGCCAGGCCCAUGUCAAUGAGCUGAUCAAAACCAUCAUCAUCCAGCACGAGAACAUCUUCCCAGGGGCCAGGGAGCUGGAGGGCCCUGUCUACAGCAGAGGUGGAAACACAGAGGAUUACUGUGAGAGCCCCCACGGAGAGAGAGCCCUGGCAGAGGAUUCGGUGCAGGAUGUCACAGCUGAGCACCACACCAGUGACGAUGAGUGUGAGCCCAUCGAGGCCAUAGCCAAGUUUGACUACCUGGGCAGGACUGCACGGGAGCUGUCCUUCAAGAAAGGAGCCUCCCUGCUGCUGUACCAGCGAGCCUCGGACGACUGGUGGGAGGGACGGCACAACGGCAUCGACGGGCUCAUCCCCCACCAGUACAUCGUGGUGCAGGACACUGAGGAUGGGAUGUCGGAAAGGUCCAGCCCGAAGUCAGAAAUAGAAAUAAAUUCUGAGCCACCGGAGGAAAAAGUGACAGCCAGAGCUGGUGCCAGCUGCCCGAGCGGGGGCCACGUCGCAGAUAUUUACCUUGCAAACAUCAACAAGCAAAGAAAGAAACCAGAGUCAGGCAGCAUCAGAAGAGCGUUCCGUCAAAGUGACAGCCACGGCCUAGGUAGUUCCCUGGCAGAACCAGCCUCCCCCGGAGCCAUAGCCGGUUCCAGGCCCUCAUCUCAGCCCAUUAUGAGCCAAAGCCUUGCCAAGGAGGUUCCAGACAAAUGCUCCAUCAGUGGCCACGGCAGCCUCAAUUCCAUCAGCCGGCACUCGUCGCUCAAGAGCAGGAUGGACAGCCCGCAGAUCCGCAAGGCUGUCACGGCCGGCCGCUCCAAGAGCUUCAACAACCACCGGCCCGUGGACCCCGAGGUCAUUGCUCAGGACAUUGAAGCCACCAUGAACUCAGCCCUGAACGAGCUGCGGGAGCUGGAGCGGCAGAGCAGCGUCAAGCAUGCGCCCGACGUGGUGCUGGACACGCUGGAGCCCCUCAAAACAUCCCCGGUGGUGGCCCCCACCUCGGAGCCCUCCAGCCCCCUGCACACCCAGCUCCUCAAGGACUCGGAGCCGCCCUUCCAGCGCAGUGCCAGCACUGCUGGGGACAUCCCCUGCACCUUCAGGCCGGUCAAGGCGGUCAAGGUGGCGCCGCAGGUGAAGCCGCCGGCCACGCGGCCCAAGCCGGCCGUGUUCCCCAAGAGCAGCGCCACCAGCCCCGGGGUCACCUCCUCUGCAGCCCAGCAGCCCCCUGACAAGUCCUGUACUGUGUGAUGCUGCUCUCCAGGCACGGCUGUUCCACGUGAGGACUCUGUUAAGGACCUUGGGGUUUUUUUUAUUUAAGGUGGGAGCUGCUGGGAGCUCCUGAGCGGCCGCAGCCUCGUCCCACGUCCCCAGGACAGCUCCUGCCACGCUUGGCACAUCCACAAUCCACGAUCCACUGUGAAGCUGAGCAGGAAAACACCAAGGGAUGAGCAGGAAAGCACCAAGGGAUGAGAAGGAAAGCACCAAGGGAUGAGCUGGACUUUGCUUUCCACGCCUCGUUCGAGUGUUUGGCCGCUGGAAGGAACAUUUGGUGGUGUCCUGUUCUGGGAUGCUGGUGUAGUGACUUCUGUAUUCUGUGUUUCAUUUAUCACAGGGAAACGAUAGGAUAGAUUUUAGUCUGUUGCAUGUUUUGGUGCCACUGGUUACGUGGAGCUUGGACAUGCCUAUUUCUUGUGCAUUAUUAUUAUUAUAAUUAUUAUUAUUCCGUCGCCCGCUGGUGCCACGGUGGUUUAGGGUCUGUCUCGACUUCCAUCACAUCCUCUGGUUCUGUUUGUUUGCUCCCCACUCCUCCCUCUCAGGGCCUUUGGCCAUCCAGCCUCAUGCUUUUGUUGUCAUGGAAAAAAAUAGUUUACCCUGGAACACUGGUAGGUUUUGUGGAGUUCUACGUAAGAUGUGUCUGUGCAAAUGUAAACAAACGCGUUCCUGAGCUCUGGGAGCACAAGAAAGAGCCCAGUUGUUGCUUAUGGACAAUCCUCACUGCUUUCCCCCUUGGCUCUCCCAUAUUUAAAAGCAGCUUUUUUGUUUCCAGUGUCAUUUUCAGCCCCUGGGCUCUGAUGUGGUGUUUGCUCUCGGGAGACUGAAUGUAAAAAAACAAACAAAAAAAAAAGAAAUAAUUUUGAAAACAAGCAUCCUCUGCUGGGAGCCCAUCCCCAACACACACUCUGCUGGUUUGCCCAUUGCUCAGGACAGAUCCUGACCCCCAUCCCAGCGCCAAGCACUGUAAAAACUUCUCCAAAACUUCUCUCAGGAGUUCUCAAGCUCCCUGCCUUGUCCCUCUGUGCUCCUCUGGGAGCUGCCCUGGGGAUCUCUGCUCUUAUAGAGCAGUGCAGGGAGCGCUGCUGGGGACAGGGUGUGACAGCACAGUGGCCUCUGAGUGGCUUCCCUGCAGGCCUGACCUGUGAAUGAAUGAAUUCUUUGCUAUUAUUUGUAUUUAUCCCUAGCCAGCAGCCUCCACGGACUCUUUUGUACUCCCCUGGGAAUUCUCUGCAGUGCCCACAUUUAUUUAAUUCCAUAAUUAAAAGGCUUGUGCCACUUAGGAGUGGAGACUGGCUGACCCUCAGCUCGCCUCGUUGCUCAGCUUCUCCAGGAUUUCAAACAAGCUGCACCUCUUAGGCUUCCAUUCAAUCAGGAAUUCAGGACAGGAGAAGAAAAAUCAUUUUUCUCACCCGUUCAAGAUGAGUUUCCUUUCAUUCUUUGGGUUCCUGGUGACUGCAAAAUCAGUUUAAUUGGCACUUAGAAAAGAAGAAACACAGAAGAGUUGCUGAAAUGUCCUUUUGGAUGUUGAAAUGUCCUUUUGGAUGUUG